UCCCAUCCUGCCUCCCCUGUUCUUGCUCUCCACCCUCAUCCAUCCGGUGGGGUCAUCAGCUCCAAGGCAGCUCCUCAGCCCUCCCAGUUCCAGUUCCACUUCUCUCAGAGGACAGCAGGCUGCCCUUGAACUUGUGGCGAUCCUCCUACCUUAGAUUUUUGAGUGCUGGCAUUGAGGAACGAUGACUCAAACUACAGUCACCGUGAACGGAGUCGAUAUGACCUCUGUACUCCCUCCGUCCACUCAGUUCACCCACAUCAACAUCCACAUCCAUCAGAAGUCUGUUUUGGAGCAGCUGCUGAAAGCUAUGGGCUCCCUAAAGAAGUUUCUGUCUCGCCCUCGGGAUACUAGGCCAUCCAAGACCAGCAUAAGCCAUGGGCAACUAACUCUAGGGGUGACCCAGAUAUUGCUGGGGGUUGUGAAUUGUGCUCUUGGAGUGUGUCUGUACUGCGGGCCAUGGAUUGAGCUGCGUGCCUCUGGCUGCGCCUUCUGGGCUGGGUCUGUGGCAAUUGUAGCGGGAGCAGGGGCCAUUGUCCAUGAGAAGCGGAAGGGCAAACUGUCGGGCCAUGUAUCAUGUCUGCUCACCUUGGCUUGCAUUGCUACAGCUGUGGCUGCUACUGUUCUGGGUGUAAGGAGUUUAAUCUGGCAAAUGAGCGACACGUACUACACGGAUAUCAGUUCCUCGUGUGACGCCUCAAGUGACGUCUCUAGUAUAGACAGUGGGUACAGGAUAAUGGAACUCAGUGACUAUUCAGACUGGAGGAGGGAGGUGUGCAGAAGAUACAUGAGGAUGAUGAUGAACAUGUUCCUAGCGUUCUGUAUCCUGCUCACAGUUGUCUGUAUUCUGAAGAUCGUUGUAUCUUUGGCUUCCCUGGGAUUGAGUCUGCGAAGUGUGUGUGGCCAGAGCCCCCGGCCCCUGGAUGAGGAAGAGUCAGACAAGAAGCUCCUGGGCGGGAAUUCAACACCCCCCUCUCCCAUCAAGGAGAAGAUCCCUGUCGUCCUGUGAACAGCUAAAGAUCCUGCCUGGACCAGCAUGUGUCCUUGUCCAGGGCAGCCCAGGGCAGCAGCAACUACUUCCACAGCCUCUCGGCAGAGCACACUUGCUUCCGACGCAGCUGCUUUCCAGCCCCUUCUCUUUCCUUCAUUCUCCACGGCUCUCAUCCCCACUCCACCAACCUUUGUGCUGCGAACACUGUCAUUUUCCCCAACGCCGAUUAAACAGAAACAACCAGGAAAAAUAA
This is a messenger RNA of Nannospalax galili (Upper Galilee mountains blind mole rat), 1241 nucleotides long. It is a transcript of the gene Tmem176b, whose product is annotated as transmembrane protein 176B. Gene Ontology annotation, biological process: negative regulation of dendritic cell differentiation. The transcript has 8 exons. The coding region runs from base 182 to 1006 and encodes 274 amino acids. Lineage: Eukaryota; Metazoa; Chordata; Mammalia; Rodentia; Spalacidae. The record is from RefSeq and is a predicted model, not a curated record. Gene Ontology annotation, cellular component: membrane.